UUGGACCAAACCGAAACUAACCAACCACCCAACCACCAUGUCCUCAUGUCGAAACCAGAGCUCCACCGUCGCAAUGUUUCUUUCAGCCCAAAAGACCAAGUACCCUCCACUCCUUCGCACUCUCCACCGUUUCCGCAACUCCCGGAAAUACCGCCCUAUUGGCUAUCCGAUUGCUCCCGUACUCACCGUCUCCUCCUCCCUCAGCUCCGUCAUCUCCGCCGGAAACGCCAUCGCCGCCGCCGGCUCCGGCUCAUCCCUUCACGGUGCCGUGACGUCGGCCAUUACGCAUGUCGCCGUCACCGCUGUCGCCAUCGCUUCCGGGGCAUGUCUUUCUACCAAGGUCGAUUUCUUGUGGCCCAAGGUGGAGGAGCAAGCAGGUUCUCUGAUACUGGAGGGGGUAGAUGUAACUGGAUAUCCUAUAUUUAGCGAUUCAAAGGUGCAAAAGGCUAUAGCAUUUGCAAAAAAAGCUCACUGCGGCCAAUUACGGAAAACAGGAGAUCCUUAUUUAACUCAUUGUAUUCAUACGGGAAGAAUCUUAGCAAUAUUGGUUCCAUCAAGUGGGAAACGAGCUGUUGAUACAGUUGUUGCUGGGAUUCUCCAUGAUGUGAUUGAUGAUACAUGCGAAAGUUUGCACAAGAUAGAAGAAGAAUUUGGUGAUGAUGUAGCUAAGUUGGUAGCAGGCGUUUCCAGGUUAAGUUAUAUAAAUCAGCUAUUACGGAGACACCGCAGGAUACAUGUGAACUCGGGUACCCUUGAUCCUGAAGAGGCCAACAAUUUACGAGUUAUGCUCUUGGGCAUGGUUGAUGAUCCCCGUGUAGUUCUCAUCAAGCUUGCAGAUCGUCUUCACAACAUGAGAACCAUUUACGUGCUGCCGUUGCCAAAGGCUCAAGCUGUUGCAGAGGAGACCUUGGUUAUAUGGUGCUCACUUGCGUCCAGAUUGGGUCUGUGGGCAUUGAAAGCUGAAUUGGAAGAUCUGUGCUUUGCUGUUCUUCAGCCUCAAAUAUUUCGGAAGAUGCGAGCAGAUCUAGCAUCCAUGUGGAGCCCUAUCAGCAGAGCAGGAAAUCUAAGAAGAAUAUCUGCUAGAGCCAGCUUGCUACCAUUGGAUGAAAAAAGCUUAACAUCUGACUAUGAAGGGGCCAUGGCAAUUGAUGAGGACAUCACAGGCAUGAAGGAUCUUUUGGAAGCUGUAGCUCCUUUUGAUAUCUGGCUAGAUCGGAGAAAACGGACAAAAUUUCUUAAUAGUCUUGGAAGUACUCUGGAGACACACACAAAACCCAAGGUUUUGCGCGAUGCUGGAAUUGCUUUAGCAUCUCUGGUGAUUUGUGAGGAAGCACUUGAGCGGGAGUUAAUUAUAUCAACUUCGUAUGUUCCAGGGAUGGAAGUAACGUUAUAUAGCCGACUAAAAAGUUUGUAUAGUAUACACAGCAAGAUGAAACGGAAAGAUGUCAGCAUCGGCAAGGUAUAUGAUGCCCGUGCAUUAAGGGUAGUUGUUGGAGACAAGAAUGGAACUCUACAUGGACCUGCUGUUCAGUGUUGUUACAAUCUUCUUGACAUUGUACACAAGCUAUGGACCCCAAUUGAUGGUGAGUUUGAUGAUUACAUAGUUAAUCCAAAGCCUAGUGGUUAUCAGUCUCUGCACACUGCAGUACAGGGUCCUGACAGCUCACCUCUGGAAGUUCAGAUAAGAACACAGAGAAUGCACGAAUAUGCUGAACAUGGACUUGCUGCACAUUGGCUCUAUAAGGAAACUGGGAACAAGUUUUCUUCUACUAGCAGUAUGGAUGCUUCUGAAAUGGAUGCUUCUGAAAUAGAAGCAUCCUCCUAUUUCUCCAAAGAUAUGGAGGACCAAAGUUCCAAUGUAGAUGACUUGUUUCAGAAGUACAGUUCCCUUAAAGUUGGGCACCCGGUCCUUAGAGUGGAAGGAAGUCACUUACUUGCUGCUGUCAUUAUCAGAAUGGAUAAUGGUGGAAGAGAACUGCUUGUUGCUGUGAGAUUUGGACUGGCAGCUUCUGAAGCGGUAGUUGACAGGAGAUCUUCUUUCCAGAUAAAGCGAUGGGAAGCUUAUGGAAGGUUAUUAAAAAAGGUGUCCGAUGAGUGGUGGUGUGAACCAGGACAUGGGGAUUGGUGCACUUGCCUAGAGAAAUAUGCUCUCAGUCGAGAUGGUAUGUACCACAAGCAAGACCAAUUCGGACGCCUACUGCCAACCUUCAUCCAGGUCAUUGACUUGACAGAGCAAGAAGAAUAUGAAUAUUGGACUGUUGUAUCUGCUGUUUUUGAUGGCAGACAGAUUGAUUCUUUAACAUCAAGUUCAAGCUUUGAAUCACUAAAUUCAACUUCCAUGGAGGCUAGCAUUAAUAACAAGGUGCGACUAUUGAGGACAAUGCUUCAGUGGGAAGAGAAACUUCGCUCAGAAGCAAGUCUGGGACAAGCUAAUGGUGAAAAAUCUUACCGUAGUCCUGGCUCCAUUAUCCUUGGGGAAGUGGUGAUUGUAUGUUGGCCCCGUGGUCAGAUUAUGAGGUUGACGACUGGUAGCACUGCUGCAGAUGCUGCUAGAAGAGUAGGACUCGAGGGAAAGCUUGUUUUAAUCAAUGGCCAUCUGGUAUUACCCAGUACAGAGCUCAAAGAUGGUGAUGUGGUUGAAGUUAGAUUAUAAAUAACACUAGUAGUAGACUUAAUCAAUGUACAUAAUAGAUGGGGCAAAAAUUAUUGCCCACAUUUUUUUGUAUGCAUCAGAACAUUCAAGGGUUUUUAUACAGAUAGUUCAACAAGAGAAUGGGGGCCUAGGAUUUAUGAUUACUAUUAUUAUUUUUUCUGUAAAUAUACCUCCUAUAGGUACUUUUUACUGUACAUAUUCCAUAUUCUAAACAAAGGAAUUAAAAUUCUUGCCCAA
Molecule: messenger RNA, 2890 nt
Organism: Carya illinoinensis
Lineage: Eukaryota; Viridiplantae; Streptophyta; Magnoliopsida; Fagales; Juglandaceae
Exons: 18
Coding region: 38-2653 (871 amino acids)
Biological process (GO): guanosine tetraphosphate metabolic process
Cellular component (GO): chloroplast
Source: RefSeq, a predicted model, not a curated record